Messenger RNA from Trichoderma gamsii, 1623 nucleotides. RefSeq names its product T-complex protein 1 subunit gamma. Bases 1 to 1623 code for a protein of 540 amino acids. Gene Ontology annotation, cellular component: chaperonin-containing T-complex. Gene Ontology annotation, molecular function: ATP-dependent protein folding chaperone; ATP hydrolysis activity; ATP binding. The transcript is spliced from 6 exons. The record is from RefSeq and is a predicted model, not a curated record. NCBI's taxonomy places the organism in Eukaryota, Fungi, Ascomycota, Sordariomycetes, Hypocreales, Hypocreaceae. Gene Ontology annotation, biological process: protein folding.
AUGCAGGCCCCUGUGUUGGUUAUGAACACCAAUAGUGGUGAGAGGCAGACUGGAAGGAGAGCUCAGAUGUCCAACAUUGCUGCCGCCAAGACCGUUGCCGAUAUCAUUCGAUCAUGUCUCGGUCCCAAGGCCAUGCUGAAGAUGCUGCUCGACCCCAUGGGCGGUAUCGUCCUGACCAACGACGGCCACGCCAUCCUCCGAGAAAUCGAAGUUUCCCACCCCGCCGCCAAGAGCAUGAUCGAGCUCAGCCGGACACAGGACGAAGAAGUCGGCGAUGGUACAACCACUGUUAUUAUUCUAGCUGGUGAAAUCCUGGCCCAGGCUCUUCCUCAACUCGAGCGCAACAUCCACCCCGUGGUAAUCAUUUCUGCUUUCAAGCGUGCGCUGAAGGAUGCCAUCGAUAUCAUCGACGAGAUCUCCCUGCCGAUCGAUGUCAACGACGACGAUGCCAUGGCCAAACUCAUCUCCUCCUCGAUCGGUACCAAGUUUGUCUCCCGAUGGAUGGACCAGAUGUGCUCCCUUGCUCUGAAGGCCGUGCGAACUGUUACAUGGGAAGCUGGCAAUGGCAAGACCGAGGUAGACAUUAAGCGAUAUGCGCGUGUUGAGAAAGUUCCCGGUGGUGAGAUUGAGGACAGCAAGGUUCUGGACGGACUCAUGCUCAACAAGGACAUCACGCACCCCAAGAUGCGCCGACGCAUCGAGAACCCCCGAAUUGUUCUUCUGGACUGCCCUCUGGAGUACAAGAAGGGUGAAUCACAGACAAACAUUGAAAUUUCAAAGGAGGAAGACUGGAACCGAAUUUUGCAGAUUGAGGAGGAGCAGAUCAAGAUUAUGUGCGAUGCUAUCUUGGCUGUCAAGCCCGACUUGGUCAUCACCGAAAAGGGUGUUUCUGAUCUGGCCCAGCACUACCUAAUGAAGGCCAACAUCACAGCCCUUCGCCGAGUCCGUAAGACAGACAACAACAGAAUAGCCCGCGCUACGGGUGCCACCAUUGUCAACAGAAUAGAGGACCUUCAGGAGGCAGAUGUCGGCACUCGAUGUGGUCUGUUUGAGAUUGAGAAGAUUGGUGACGAGUAUUUCACUUUCCUCACCAAGUGCGAGGACCCCAAGGCCUGCACAAUCCUGCUUCGUGGCCCCUCAAAGGAUGUCCUCAACGAGAUUGAGCGAAAUCUCCAGGAUGCCAUGGGCGUUGCCCGAAAUGUCAUGUUUCACCCUCGGUUAUCACCUGGCGGUGGCGCAACCGAGAUGGCCGUCUCUGUCCGACUGGCUCAGAAGGCCAAGGGCGUAGAGGGAGUCGCGCAGUGGCCGUACAAGGCUGUUGCUGACGCACUAGAGGUGAUUCCCAGGACGCUGGUGCAGAACGCCGGCAAGUCCCCCGUCCGUGUGUUGACCGAGCUCCGCGCCAAGCAAGCCGAGGGCAAGAGCUCAUAUGGUGUCAACGGCGAUACCGGUGCCAUUGCGGACAUGAACGAGUAUGGCGUAUGGGAGCCUGAGGCCAUUAAGCUGCAGAGUCUAAAGACUGCUAUCGAGGCCGCUUGUUUAUUGCUAAGAGUAGACGAUAUCUGCAGUGCCAAGACGCUGCAGCAGGGUGCCGCUCCCGGAGUCGGACAAGGUGAGGAAUAA